This is a messenger RNA of Fusarium odoratissimum NRRL 54006, 1796 nucleotides long. RefSeq lists its product as uncharacterized. The record is from RefSeq and is a predicted model, not a curated record. Lineage: Eukaryota; Fungi; Ascomycota; Sordariomycetes; Hypocreales; Nectriaceae. The transcript has 4 exons. Gene Ontology annotation, molecular function: methyltransferase activity. The coding region runs from base 1 to 1053 and encodes 350 amino acids.
AUGGCUGAUAUAACAGAUCCCACGACAAAUCCAUCGUAUCAAGUACCCGAGCUACAACAACACGAUCCUCCAAUUGAACCCGAUCACCCACCUCCUCCAACCAACGAUGAUAUUGCAACGGAUGAUGGUUACGAUUCAGCCGCGCCUUCCGCACAGUCGUCAUCUCUGGCUUCGAGCGUGCGCGAUUAUCAAUUCGAGAAUAGUCGACGAUACCAUAAAUUUAAAGAGGGUUUAUACCAAUUCCCAAACGAUCUACCCGAACAAGAAAGAGAGGACAUGAAGCAUACGGUCGCGGUGCAUCUUCUUGGUGGGAAGUUGCAUAAUGCGCCUUUGGACCAUCCUCAGAAGAUCAUCGAUAUUGGGACAGGAACUGGAAGUUGGGCAAUUGAUAUGGGCGACGAAUAUCCCAGCGCCGAAGUCAUUGGGAUUGAUCUCAGUCCCAUUCAACCACCGUGGGUUCCUCCCAAUGUUCGAUUCCUCGUCGACGACGCCGAAGCACCGUGGCUAUACUCCGAAAACUCAAUAGACCUUGUCCAUUUGCGCAACAUGUCCACGGCAAUCAAGGAUUGGCCUGCGCUGCUGGGGCAGAUCUACCGCGCAUUAAAACCAGGAGGAUGGAUCGAGCUUCCUGAAUUCCGAUGGGUAUACGGAUGCGACGACGGAACACUACGUCCCGACUUUACCCCACCGCAAAUGGUGGCCAACAUUCGAGCUGCCCUCGCCAAGUCAGGCAUCGAGAUGCACGCUGCCGAGAAGAACCCCGAUAGACUGCACGACGCUGGGUUCGUCAAUAUCCGCCACGAGAUCAAGAAGGUGCCAGUCGGACCGUGGCCCAAGGACUCCAACCUCAAGAUGAUUGGACUCUAUAACAGGAGUGUCAUCUAUGAUGGUCUGUACGCAAUCACCAUCGGUCCCUUCACUCGAGCCUUGGGAUGGACGCCUGAAGAGGUUGAAGUCUUCCUUGUCAAGGUUCGAAAGGACUUGAAGGAUCCUUCGGUGCAUGCUUAUGUCCACUUCCAUUCGCUUUGUGCGCAGAAGCCUUUCCAACCAUAGACUGCCCUCUCAUGGCCUGCUGCGGUGGCGGGUUCUCGCAUCGCUAUCACAGUCCUCUCCCGUACGUGUAGGGAUCCUCUUACCCGUGUUUUAAAUAAUUCCAACCUCCUUCUUGAACAUCUCCAACCAUUGCGCGUGGUCAGCAGGUGUUUGGUUCCAAGGAUCGUCACUGACAGGCAGACAUCGAGCUUGAUGUCUAAGCUCCUCAUCCGAAGGAACAUGACAGAUCGGGUUAUUCGGUGACAUGGCGGCUUUUACCCAUCUCUUCAUCUCACGAGCAAACCAGGGGAGGUGAUUCGGGUCAUUCAAGACAUAGAUCCCCGGACCAAGCCACGUCGGUCGGAGGCCUGACUCCCCUUCUGCUCCAGGACUCGGGGUCGUCUGUGGUAUUUUAGGUGGUGAUUUGUCGUCUGACCAAAGCCAUGUAAAGUCAUCGAGUGAUGCAUCAAACGUGGAUUGAUCAGCGUUCUUGUCUGGUUCGUUUGCUUGCCAGGUCAUGCUUGCGCCCGACGGCCCAGCUUGCUCUCCAAAAGACCAACCAUUUCCGUCAAAGAGAGACGGGUUGUUCACCCAAGAUAGAUCAUGCUGUGUCUGGACACUUGUCGGCUCAGUAGACCAUGCUAUAUUACCUGGCGAUGGGAGUUUCCAGCUGUCAUCGGCUGACACCAGGUCUGCACGCCGCCGAAAGUCGCUUAUCCAAUUCGUCGAGUUAUACAGAAACCCAAUCAACCAGUUAGCCACAA